Cavenderia fasciculata is the source of this 2565-nucleotide messenger RNA. Its product is annotated as type A von Willebrand factor domain-containing protein. The transcript has 4 exons. Bases 1 to 2565 code for a protein of 854 amino acids. The record is from RefSeq and is a predicted model, not a curated record. NCBI's taxonomy places the organism in Eukaryota, Evosea, Eumycetozoa, Acytosteliales, Cavenderiaceae.
AUGAGUACUGUAACAAAGAAUGGUAAAGCACUACCACAACCAUCAUACCAAAACUACUUUGAAAGAUUCAAUGAGAGAUUAGGAGCAGUUGGGUGUCGAUGCGGUCUAAGUGCAUACGGUAUGGCCGACAAUAGAAUAAAGUACUUUGCAUUGGAAGAGUGUGUCAUCAAUGCAAAGGUCAACGAUCUCUACUCGACCUCGAUCAUUCGACAAACAUUCCUCAACAAGCUGACGGUGCCUGUAGAGGCGAGCUAUCGUAUCCCGCUACCUCCCAACACUAGCGUCACCGACUUUGUCGUCACCUACCAGAACCAACGUCUCCAAGGUGCCAUCAAGACCAAAGAUGACGCAUUCAACACGUUCUCUGAUGCUAUUGCCAACGGGUAUCAAUCGUUUUUGGCCGAAGUAGACGACUCGACCUUUGUCAUCUCGAUUGGUAAUAUCCCACCACCCUCUAAUCCAAUGUCAAAGGAAUUGAGCAGUGACAAUACUGUCACCAUUGAAACGACUAUUCAAAGCAUGCUAGGUACUCAGACCAACGACCUGCACUACUACAUGCACAAGUGUUUCUUCCCAACCUCUCAAUACUCUCCCAACUUUUCAUUGACUAUGAAUGUCCAAGUAGAGCUUUCCUCUCCCAUCCAAAACAUCCUUGUUCAGCCGUACAAACACAACACCGUCAUUGAAGGCAACAAAGCGACGAUUACAGUCACCAAGACAACCUCUGUACUCGCCACCUUUUUAUUGUCCAUCACUCCAUCAUCCAAUCAACAGAAACCUCUCUACCACAUGGAAUACAAUCCAACCACCAAAUCAACUGCCCUAGGUAUUACCUUUUACCCUCAAUUUGAUCAUCUUUCAAUUGAUGAUAUUCAAACUAAAGGUGAAUUUAUAUUUUUAAUUGAUUGUAGUGGAUCAAUGGCAGGAUUUACAAUUGAAAAGGCAAAGAAAACAUUACAAAUAUUGAUGCGUAGUUUACCUACCAAUUCAUACUUUAAUAUCUAUUGUUUUGGUGGUACCUAUAAAUCUCUAUUUCAAACAUCCGUCUUGUACGACGACGAUAAUCUAGCAGCUGCAUCGGAAUACAUUAGUUCUAUCGAUGCCAAUAUGGGUGGUACUCAAUUAAUAUCACCUUUAAAAAGAAUUUAUGAUUUUGAAACUUUUCCAAAUCAUCCAAGACAAAUAUUUAUUAUUACUGAUGGUGAAAUUCCAAAUAGAGAUUAUGUAAUUGAUUUUGUAGCAUCUAAAAGGGAUGUAUCUAGAAUCUUUACGGUUGGAUUAGGUAGUGAUGUAGACAAGGCAUUAGUGACUGGUCUGUCAAAUGUUUGUGGAGGGUAUUACGAGUUGGUGACUAAUAAUGCUACAAUGGAAACUCAAGUACUUUCAUUGAUGGCUCGUUCAGUCGAACCUGCUCUAACCAAUAUUAAAAUUGAUUGGAAAGAUUUACAACAAAAGUUUAAAGACAGUAAUAAUAAUAAUAAUAAGGGAGAGAUAUUGAUAUCACCACAAACACCACCAUUUAAAAUUAGAACAGCAUUUAAUAAUGAACGUUUAAUGCUUUAUUAUUUGAUUGAAAAUAUGAAUAUCGAUCUUGACAAUCCUCCUCAACACUCGAUUCAAUUAAUUUGUGACGAUCCAUGUGGAGGAAAAGAAUUGGCAAUGGAUAUUGAUUUGGAUUGGAAGCAUGCAAAUAUUGUCAAAGGUAGUGUGGACACUAACAAGAGUAAUUUCAAUAGUUUGGUAGCCUCACAUAUCAUUUCAAUGAUGGAGAAGCAGAAUGGUAGUCCUGACAAGAUUAAAGAGUUGGGAUUAAAGUAUGGUGUAGUUUCAACUCAAACCUCGUAUGUAGUUGUCUCUGAAUCGGGCGAGCCUGUCAAAAACACAAUGCAAAAAAUAUUCGUUGGACAAACAUAUGGUGGUGGAAGAGGAGGAGGUAUCAGAUCAGGUUCUAGAGGUGGAGGAAUGGGUGGAGGAAGAGGAGGAGGAAGAGGAGGAAUGCCAUUAGGAGGAGGAGGAAUAGAUAGAGGACAACCAAUGAAAAGAAUGGUAGCACCACCAGGAGCAAUAGGAAGAGGUGGUCCAAUGAUGUCAUCAUCAACUUCUUCUUCUUCUGUUCAUUACGAAAGUGAGGGCACCUCCUCUAGUACAGAGAAACACACCUUUUCAACAAGAGAUACUAUUAUGGCAACUGCCAAACCAUUACAAAAGUUUAUAGUUACCCCUAGUUCAUUGAAAACAGACGAUCUAUUGUUUAGAUUAAUAUCUUCACAAAAGGCAGUUGGCAAUUGGACAGACCAAUUGAUUGGAUUUGACAAAUUGAUUCUUGCAGCCUUUGAAUCAUCUUGUAAAAAGGUGGUCACUGACCAACAAACAUACAACAAGGUACCAUCCGACGUAUGGACCACUCUCUUGGUACUAGUCAUCAUGAACAAGCAUUACCAAUCUAAAAAGGUGCAAUUUGAUUUGGUUGCUUCCAAAGCCAUCAAAUAUAUUAAAUCAAAUCUAUCAUCUUUUAAAGAUGAUUUUUCUUUUGAUCAAUUAUAUCAACAAUUAUUCACUUCAUAA